GUGAACCACGAAACCAGCCACAUGCAAAGAUAUCCUUCAUCCUUUGAGUCACCACUCUUGGAUCUCCGUUGGAUUAUGGAGCUAGAUCAGAUUCCUCACGCAUCAGUCGCGCUGAUCGUCGGCGUCACCGGCAUGGCCGGCUUGAGCUUGGCCGAAGCCCUCAAGAAGCCUAGUGCCUCAGGCGGCCCCUGGAAAGUCUACGGCGCCGCCCGCCGCCCCCAGCCCACCUGGUUCCCCAUCUCCAUCGUCGACCACUACAUAACAUUCGACGCCGUUUGUUCCGACGACACGCGGGCCAAGCUCUCUCCGAUUUCGAACGAAGUCACGCACGUAUUCUGGGUGGCCAUCCAAGUCCGCGAAACGGAGGAACUCAACAUCACCGUCAACGCCGCCAUGCUGUCCAACGUACUCGACGUUUUCAAAUCGGCGCCGUCAUCGCGCCUCCAACACGUGACUCUUCAGACCGGUACCAAACAUUACAUGGGCCCGAUAUUCGACCCGGAAAAUUCGAAACAGCUCACCGCACCGGAGAUUCCAUUUCGGGAGGAUUUCCCUCGACUUCCAUUCCCGAACUUCUACUACGCGCUCGAAGACCUACUAGCUUCGUACACACCCUCCUUCACCUACUCCGUUCACCGAUCAUCAAUCAUCAUCGGCGCGUCUUCAAGGAGCACGUAUAACGCGCUGCUCACACUCGCAGUUUAUGCAGCCAUAUGUAAACACGAAGGCUUGCCGUUUCGGUAUCCAGGCUCCCGAUACACUUGGGAUCAUUUCUGCGACAUGUCGGACGCGCGUGUGCUGGCGGAGCAGCAGAUAUGGGCGGCGGUUUCGGAAAAGGCUAAGAACCAAGCGUUCAACUGCGUAAACAGCGACAUUUUUACUUGGAAGAGCAUGUGGAAGGUAGUGUGCGAGGUGUUUGAGGUUGAGUUUGUGGAAUUUGAUGAGUCCCAGGAGUUUGAUUUUGUGGGGAUGAUGAGUGAGAAAGGAAAAGUUUGGGAGAGCAUUGUGAAAAAACAUGGACUGUACGAGAGCAAAUUAGAGGAGAUCACUUGUUUUGCAGCGCUGAAAGCAGUUCUGCAUUUCGAAUUUCAGCAUGUAUGCAGCAUGAACAAAAGUCGCAGUUGCGGGUGGUUUGGCCAUGUGGAUACGCUGCAGAGCAUAGGCAUAUGGGUGGAGAGAUUGAGAGUGAUGAAAAUAAUACCCUAAGGAAGAUCUUUGUUGGUGGCUGUGGCUUGGGUCUUGGAUCUUGUGUUGUAACUUGUAACUUGUAAGCUCCUCUACUGUUUACAUUUUAUGACUAGCACCUAAGGAAGAUCUUUGUGGUUUAGUUCUUGGGUCUUGUCUUGUUAGUUCCUCUGUUGAUUAUAUACUUCAUGAAUGGGAUUAUGCGGUUAUUUCUUCUGUG
Messenger RNA from Vitis riparia (riverbank grape), 1405 nucleotides. Its product is annotated as 3-oxo-Delta(4,5)-steroid 5-beta-reductase-like. The coding region runs from base 22 to 1206 and encodes 394 amino acids. The transcript has a single exon. The record is from RefSeq and is a predicted model, not a curated record. NCBI's taxonomy places the organism in Eukaryota, Viridiplantae, Streptophyta, Magnoliopsida, Vitales, Vitaceae.